UGAUCCUUCAGCUCGCGCAGCAGCCGGUGCUCGAUGUUGCGUCGCCAGUCAACAGUUGUUUUGUAGGAAGAGCCCGAGGCUCCCGGCGAAAGAAAAGCCACCGUGAGGGACAUCAGCCACACGAACAAACCACACAUCUGGAGCUCUUCUAGCCUCACGUCAACGUUUUACGCGUUAUGGCUAAUGUAGCAUUGCUGAGUUAACGUUAAGUUAGCUUUGGCUCGCGCUCUUCACUUGAUGCCGUUACGUCAGCCGAGUUGUGCUUUGUAGUUGACACUCCUAAACUGAUUAUCGAUGGAUGCUCUGGGGGAGCAGAAAGCCGCCCUGGUGGUUUUGGCCUUCCUUCAAGCCGACUGUAAGUCUCCGGGUUACAGGAAGGAGCUCAACGCUUUGGGCGAAGACUUCCAACUGACCCGGAACAUCGACCUCGGUGUCCCCGCGAGAGACGCGCCGGGAGACGGGGACCUGGAGACGGACGGCCACAUAGCCAGCUGCAUCACAGGUGCUCUCGGGGACAUCCAGCCCUCCGUGGAGCUGCAGUGGCCCCGUAACCACAAUGAGGCAGAAAAUCUUCAGCAGAUCGCACGAGGGCUGCGAGACAUCGCGGACCAGUUUGAACGCAACGUUGUGGCCGAGGCGACCGGCAACCUCAGGAGGAACAUUUCGGUCUCCCCCUCUGAGGAGUGGAAAGACCACCUGACGUGGGAGGUGCAGCGAGUGAUGAGGCGGGGCGUCGGUCUGGAGCACCUGCCUCAGGAGCGCGUCGCCGUGGCCCUGGCGCUCACCCUGGUGAGGGGAGUGUGCGAGCAGACCCCUCGGCUGCUGAGGAGCCUCUUCGGCGCCGUGUUGCAGUACUUCUACCCGGCUGCGGAGUAGAAGAUGGAGCGGCUGGAUUGGAAAGGGGUGUCCGCUUAUUUUUUUAUGGCCGUUGACAGUGUACGAGUUUAGUUAUUUUUUGAAAAGGGGAAAUAGAAGGUUGAUUUUGAGACUUGAAUAUCCAUUAAUUGAUUUGUUUACUAUUGCUUAAAACAGUAUUUUAUACUAAAAAAUAUCAUUUUGUAUUUUUUUUUUUCAUGUACAUUUAUGCGAUUACUGUGCAAUUUGAUUAAAUCUAUUUUCCCAAGA
This is a messenger RNA of Pungitius pungitius (ninespine stickleback), 1125 nucleotides long. RefSeq names its product BH3 interacting domain death agonist (gene bida). Gene Ontology annotation, cellular component: mitochondrion; cytosol; cytoplasm. NCBI's taxonomy places the organism in Eukaryota, Metazoa, Chordata, Actinopteri, Perciformes, Gasterosteidae. Bases 295 to 876 code for a protein of 193 amino acids. The transcript has 4 exons. The record is from RefSeq and is a predicted model, not a curated record. Gene Ontology annotation, biological process: positive regulation of extrinsic apoptotic signaling pathway; positive regulation of intrinsic apoptotic signaling pathway; positive regulation of release of cytochrome c from mitochondria.